AUGAGUGAAUCAAGAACAGGACAAUUCGCACUUGCCUUCUUUAUAUUGGGGUCAUUAUUUAUUAUAAUUGCCUUUGUUAGCCCUCAUUGGCUAGUCAACGAUGGCAAGUUGAAAGAUCCCAAGUUUAAAAAAUUAGGUUUAUGGGAAGUAUGUUUUGAUGGUUUUGGAGAUGUACAUCAUUGGUAUGAUACUGUAUUUACCGGUUGCUGGUGGAUUUUCGAGGAAGAAUAUUACAUCAUUCAUGAUCUAUUACUGCCUGGUUUCUUUAUAGCAACACAGUUCUUCUUUACAAUUACUAUGUGUUGUGUCUUGAUAUCUAUGUUCUUAUCUUACCUGUAUAUGAAAAAAGAUAGAGACGAUGACAAGUAUCUAACUCUUCUGGUAACUCUUGGCACAGUUCUGGUCAUAGGAGGAUUUUCAGGUCUUAUAUCAGUAAUUACAUUUGGAGCUCGUGGAGAUGGAAGAGACUGGAUGCCUUAUUGGGAACAUAAUGAGUUAGGCUGGGCAUAUGCACUUGGUGUUAUAGGUGUGGUUUUGUUAUUCCCUGCUGGUAUUCUCUUUUUAGUGGAGGCCAGAGUACAAAAAUAUAAAAGACUUCAUGAAAUGCAGAGCCGAGAACCUUCUUCAUAUACUAUGCAUGAAAGAAAAGUAGGAUAUUCAGGAGGUCAUACAGACAUUUGA
Arctia plantaginis is the source of this 681-nucleotide messenger RNA. The record is from the annotation of a GenBank genome assembly. Lineage: Eukaryota; Metazoa; Arthropoda; Insecta; Lepidoptera; Erebidae.